AACUCCACUUCUUAGAAUUAUUUUAAUUUACCUCGGAGACCGAUACCACGUGAAAUCAUGGACAUCUUGGGAUAUUCUUGAUUCAGUAGUCCCUCAGUUCAGUACCUUGUAAACAUUGUUCUCUUACCUCUUCUGAAAGUUUGAUCACUUUGCUAUUGUUUGAGAUCAUGGCUGGAGUUCUUGGUGGAGCUUUUCUGUCUGGCUUCAUUAAUGUUGUCCUGGACAGGCUCAUUUCUGCUGAUGCUGUCAACUUGGUUGUGGGCAAGAAGCUUAGCCCUGACUUGGUUGAGAGACUGAAGAAUGCUCUGACAGAUGCUGGAGCUCUUGUUGAUGAUGCAGAGCUCAAGCAACUUGAUAACCAUGAUGUGAAGGACUGGCUCAACUGUCUCCGAGAUGCUCUUUACACUGCCGAUGACUUGCUGGACCGCAUCUGCACCAAAGCUGCAACUCAAAAGGGGGUACGCAAUUUCUUGCCUAGCUUCUUGAAUUCUGAAGACAGGAAGAUGGUGAACGAGAUAGAAAGGGUGGUUAGAAGGAUAGAAGAUCUUGAGAACCGCAAAGGAAAGCUUGGGCUUGAAAAGAUUUCCACUGCUACCUUCUCAUGGAAAACUCCAUCCACUUCUCUUGAAAAAGGGAAGGUGUAUGGCAGGGGGGAUGACAAAAAGGCCUUAAUCAAGAUGCUGAAUGACAACAAUGAGCAUCACCUCUCUGUGAUCUCUAUUGUUGGCAUGGGUGGUGUUGGUAAAACUACUUUGGCUCAAUGGAUGUACAAUAAUGCAGAGUUGAUGGAGGGAUUUGAUCAGAAAGCAUGGGUUUGCGUUUCGGAAAACUUCAAUAUUGUUGAGACUACAAGGAAUAUAGUAAAGGAGAUCUCUACAAAUACUCAGGAUCUUGAUAGCUUCAAUUCAAUUCAAGACGCUUUGAAGAAAGGAUUGUCUGAAAAGAAGUUCUUUAUUGUUUUGGAUGAUGUUUGGAGUAAUGAUCAUCAUCAAUGGAAGGGUUUUCUAGCCCCUUUUCACUAUGGGGUUAAGGGAAGUACUAUUCUUCUGACAACACGCAAGGAAGAUGCUGGUUCAGUUGUUCAAACAAAUUAUCACCCUCACUGUCUCAUUCCAUUAUCAGAAGACUACUGUUGGUCAGUGUUUGCAGCCAAUGCUUCUUUUCCAGAAUCAAAUGGGAACCCGACACUAGAAGGAAUAGGCACAAGCAUUGCUAGGAAGUGUGAUGGUUUGCCAUUAGCAGCCGAAACCCUUGGUUGCUUGUGCAGAAGGCAUGUUGCUGAGGAAUGGGAAAAAAUCUCAAGGAGUGACAUUUGGGGAUUUUCUAUAAAUGACAGUAAGAUUAUUCCAGCGUUGUUAGUAAGUUAUCAUCAACUUCCUUCAUAUUUAAAGCGUUGCUUUGUUUAUUGUUCAUUGUUUCCCAAAGAUUAUCCCUUUGAGAAAGAUGAACUAAUUUUGUUGUGGAUGGCCGAAGAUCUUUUAAGACUACCAAAGAGAGGAGAGAGCUUGGAAGAUGUUGGUUGCAAAUGUUUUGAAGAAUUAGUUUCAAGGUUAUUCUUUAAAAAGCUUCAGGACAAUAAGGAGUAUUUUGUGAUGCAUGAUCUCUUGCAUGACUUGGCAAUAUUCCUUGCUGGAGAUUUCUAUUGUAGAAUAGAAGAGCUUGGUGAACAAGAAGAAAUGAAGGUUCUCACUCGCCAUUUGUCAUAUUUCCCACCUGAAAGGUUACAUCAUCCAAUCUCAAAAGUCUUUAACUCCAAUGCAAAGUUGGAAUCUUUGAGGACAUCCUUGUAUAUCGAUGAUUUGUUCAGCAUGGAAAGUGUAGCAUCUAAGUUUAUAUGCUUGAGAGUUUUAUCCUUUCAUAAACUUGAUGUAUUACCUGAUUCAAUAGGUGAAUCGAUUCAUCUACGGUAUUUGAAUCUCUCUUGGACUGACAUUAACAGGUUGCCAGAAUCAUUGUGCAACUUGUAUAAUCUACAAACUUUAAUAUUGUACGGAUGUUCUAAGUUGACCAUGUUGCCCAUUAACAUGCACAAUCUUGUGAAUUUACGGCAUCUUGAUCUUAGGAAAACUUGUUUGGAAGAAAUGCCUGGAGGAAUAAGCAAAAUGAAACAUUUGCAUACCUUAAGUUUCUUUGUGGUGGGGAAGCAUGAAGAUAAUGGAAUCAAGGAAUUAGGAGGGCUCUCAAAUCUUCAUGGAUCACUUGAGCUUAAGAAGUUGGAGAAUAUUGUUGAUGUGAAAGAAGCAGAGAAUGCAAGGAUGACAAACAAGAAUCUGAUGAACGAAUUAUACUUGGAGUGGUCUUCAGGUGAUGAUAUGGUUCCGAACACCAAAGCUGAAAGAGAUAUACUUGACAACUUGCAACCUCACAACAGCUUGAAAGAGUUGAUCAUCAAGGGAUAUAAGGGUACAGUAUUUCCAGAUUGGUUGGGGAACUGUUCAUACAACAAUAUGACAAGUGUAUCUCUAGUGUCUUGCAACAAUUGCUGCAUGCUGCCUUCACUUGGACAGUUGCCAUCUCUUAAGGACCUGUACAUUCAAGAUUUCGGUCAGCUCAGCAGCAUUGGAAUUGAGUUUUACAAGAAUGAAGACAAUCCUUCUUUGCAUAUUGCUCCUCCUUUUCCCUUGUUGGAGAGUUUGAAAUUUGAUAACAUGACAUGUUGGGAGGAGUGGCACUUACCUGACUCAAAAGCUUUUCCUCAGCUUAAGAGUCUUCAAAUAAGAGAUUGUCGAAUGUUAAAGGGAGAUAUGCUUCAUCAGGUAUUGAUGAGAAUCGUUUCUUCUUCAAUGGAUGCUUUGAAAGUUCGCAAGUUAGUUAUAAGCGAAUUUCGAGAAGGAUUGUUUCCUGGUAUGUCACUUAAUGGGGAUACAUUAUCAAUUAGGAGAUGUGAAUCUGUGGUGGAGUCUGUAAUUAACGAAAUGAUCAGCAUUAAGCAUCUACCCUCCCUCCAAGAAAUAGAAAUCUUCGGGUGUUCGUUUGCUGUGUUCUGGCCUUUACUACCCAAAUCUUUGCAAAAGCUCACAAUCACGGAGUGCAGCAAAGUGGAAUUCCCGCAGCACAAGUAUGAUUUGGUAGAGCUACUAAUACAUUCCAGCUGUCAUUCACUGACCUCCUUGUCGUUGGAUGUCUUUCCCAAUCUCAAGAAUCUCAAUAUACAUAAUUGUAGGAAUCUGGAAUCAGUGUCAAUGUCAGAGGCACCACACGCUGCUCUUCAACGUCUAUCCAUUACUUACUGCUUCAAAUUAGUGUCAUUUGCAGGAGAAGGACUGGCUGCACCCAACUUGACUCAUCUUGAAGUCAGCUUCUGCGAGAAGUUGGAGGCAUUACCACGUGACAUGAAGAGUCUACUCCCAACUUUACACUCUCUCCACAUGUAUGGUUGCCCAAACAUUUGCAGGUUGCCAGAGGGUGGUUUGCCGCCUAACUUGAAAGAGCUUCAUGUGGAAAUUGGCGAGCAACAAAUGAGGGAUCUAUCAUGGAUGGCCAACUUGCACGCCCUCACUCGUCUUAUUAUUAGUGGUUAUUGGUGUAAGAAUAUAAAGUCAUACCCAGAGGUGGGUUCGCUGCCUCACCUUCCCUCCCUUACCACUCUGCGUCUCUACAACUUUAAGAAUCUGGAGACAUUGGAGUGCAACGAGCUUCUCCGCCUCCCCUCCCUUCAACAACUACACAUUUCAUUGUGCAACAAGCUGGAGAAUAUGGAAGGAGAAAAGCUGCCUCCCUCUCUCUUGCUACUGAGAAUUCAAAAGUGUCCUUUGCUGGGAGAACACUGCAAGAACAAGCAUCAACUAAUCUGGCCCAAAAUUUCCCACAUCCCUGACAUUAAAGUCUUCUAAACAGGGAUUUCUGAGCAGGUUGGCAGAGGGUGGUUUGCCGCAUAACUUGAAAUCACUUGUUGUGGGAUUUUGCGAGCAACAAAUGAGGGAUCUUCAAUUGAAAAAUAUUCUCUUUCUUUAGACAACAUUAACUAGUUGAACUCAUAUGCCAACUGGAAAAUAUGCAUUCUUUUCUUUCAUUUAUUAGGGAAGAUCUCAGCUUGCAGUUGUAGUUCAAGAAAUAUCUUUUGUUUCUCUCACAAAGUCAUUGGCUCUUGCUAUCUGUAAUACUUAUUAACCUUCAUAUUUUUCAAUAAAAUCACCUUUAAAAAGAAGAUAAGAAUUAACAUGAAACAAAAAUUGAAAGACAGUGAAUAUCUUAUUUGUGUAUCCAACAUUUAAGAAUAUUUUUAGAUGUAUUAAACAAAGAGUUUGAUUUACAUGGUCAUCCAAUUAGAUUCAUGCAUUUAGAUGACUUUUGAAGAAGUGAGUCUAAUAAAAUAGUUACCAAAAGCUGUGGUGACUGAGUUUGGCUUCAUGUUAGUAUCUACACUAGAAUGAACAAGAUAGAAAGGAAGACAUGAUGGAGAAAGUUGGAGUAGCACUUCUUAGUGAAAAGCUUCUGAUUUUGUUGACAAAUUCACAAGGUGAUGAAGGUAUGUAGAUAAUGCAGACGUGAUUCAAGAAUAUGCUUUCCACAUUUAAAGAUGACAAUCCUGUACCUGAAAUAGUCAUUAGAAGGUGAAGUUCUGGUGAUGCCAUCAGCAGCAAUUUCAUUCCUAUCAACUUCACUCAUUGAUCUUUAUCUUGAGAUAUAUCAGUAUCCAACAUGCUAUUCAGAAAAAAGAAAUGAUAGCAGAAAAGGAGAGGGAAAAUUGAAAGAUAAACAUCAACACAACUUGCAACUGCCCUCAAAACAAUGCACAUAUGUAGUGAAUUUAUUGCAGUUGCAGCUUCAUUUUUUGAGAGAAGGAGUGCACAGCCUACUGGGCUUCAUCAUCCACUUGUAAGAAUACUUUAGGGAAAAA
Molecule: messenger RNA, 4840 nt
Organism: Arachis ipaensis
Lineage: Eukaryota; Viridiplantae; Streptophyta; Magnoliopsida; Fabales; Fabaceae
Product: putative disease resistance RPP13-like protein 1
Molecular function (GO): ADP binding
Source: RefSeq, a predicted model, not a curated record